This is a messenger RNA of Mercenaria mercenaria, 446 nucleotides long. RefSeq lists its product as uncharacterized. NCBI's taxonomy places the organism in Eukaryota, Metazoa, Mollusca, Bivalvia, Venerida, Veneridae. The record is from RefSeq and is a predicted model, not a curated record. The transcript is spliced from 3 exons. The coding region runs from base 28 to 399 and encodes 123 amino acids.
CUUUCUUUUCACGUGCAGGAGGUAUAUAUGGAUGAAUUUGCCGCCGAAUGUUUGGACCGAUAUGGGAACGGGUCCAGUACAGAGAGUUCGUCAUCUAACGAUGUCGCCAUUUGGCCUCUUGCUGUACAAAAUGCCGCCGGUUUCAAGGAAAUAACUGGCAAAGAAUCUCGAAAUUAUAAGAAAUGUUUGCAAAACCAUCAUUAUUCAACAGACGCUUAUACUGAAUCAAUGAGGACACCUAUGGCAGAAUUGCUGAAGCAAAACUUGCAAGUGGAACCCUCACCAGUGAAAGAAGCAUGUGAACAUAAAGAUAACUGGAAGAGAAAAUUCGUUAACUGUGUUGAAAGGAAAAUAAGGAAGAAAAGCAUGUCACUCAUAAAAGAAAUAAAUCUACUAUAGAAAUGUCACUUUCAGUAUACAAAAAUUAAUAUUAGAAAUAAAAUGAU